This is a messenger RNA of Diatraea saccharalis (sugarcane borer), 3900 nucleotides long. The record is from the annotation of a GenBank genome assembly. Lineage: Eukaryota; Metazoa; Arthropoda; Insecta; Lepidoptera; Crambidae.
ACUAGAUAGUAAGUACGUCAAACGUCAUGGGAACUAGGUCGAAAAAAUAGUAGGUAAAUGUCUUACUUUUUGCAAUAUUUUAAGUACAUUACGUACCAGCUUCAUUAAAACUGUCUUCAUAGAAAAGCAGCUGGAAGUCGUUCCCAUAAUGAUAAAUUAUUUCUACGGGAUAGAUUGUACAUAACCUCGGCGGAACCCUAAUCGAAGGUAAUCAAGGAGGGCUUCAGAUCAGAAGGAACUAUUAUUUCAAACCUAAAGGUUCGGAAAUAUAGAACAAAAACAGUUACUUAUGGCAUAGUUAGCAAAUAUGGCUGACAAACUAACCUUGGAUUAUUCUGAAAGGGAGCUGAAUUUGGGUGCUAGUUUUACUAAUAAUAAAACUUCACAAUAUCAUACAAUUAAAUAUGACUUCAAACCAGCGUCGGUGGAUGUCAACAAAAUGGCGACCGUAGACGUCGGUACUAACAAUCAAGUGACUGUAACAGUGCCUCACCUGGAUGGCGCAGGUGUGCCACAGACAGUAUUCAAGGGUAGCCAGAGGCCUUACACGAAAGAAUGUGUACUAAUAAUUGAUAAAAUCACUGGUGAAAUCACAUUGGAGAAACUUUCUAGUAAUAUUCAAGUUAAAAAGACAAGACAAGAGACGAGUCAGAAACCGCGGCCACUGACGCCGGUCAUAACAGACUUCACUAACACCACGCAGCGCUCCACCUCCCGCACCAGGGUUGCCACCAAUCGACGCACCAAUAACAAUGCAGCAUCGGCGGGUGCUCAACCUAAUCAGCGAUUCAACGGCAGUAUGAACACACACAAACCUUCACCCAAUAUGGUGAGAUCUCCACCGAGGGUGAAAACAUCUCCUCCACAGGCUGCACCUUGGUCCGGUGGCGGGAACAGUACGCUCGCUUCGCUGCCGAUGAUAGGAUUAGACGAACCGUCGCCCGCACCCGCGCCCGCUCCCGCUCCCCCUGCCCCCGCCCCCGCCCCCCUCCACAACGGCUACGCUCGCGAGCGGCACGAGCGAAACGAGCGCCUCGAGCGGAACGAGCGGAGCGACCGUCCAGACAGACAGUAUACUGAGCGUCCGCAGAUAAACACCCAUGUGCCUCCCCCGCAAAUACAGGAGCCUUCGUUUGCGACACAAAAGGCCGUGAAACAAGAGGACAGCUCGUCCAGUUCAUCCAGCGAUAGCGACAGCGGCUCCGAUAGCGGCAGCGACAGCGACGACGACACCCCCAACACUAGAAUCCCUGUUAACGGCGCUGCAGCCAAUCCGGCCUUGCCCAGCGAUGUGCUCAACGAUGAUCUCUGCCUCUCCGAAUCCGGGAGCGACUCGGACUGACCUCACGUUAAACUUAUUACUUUAUUCGGGUUGGGUAUAUUUGUUUCUAGGCGUCACUAUUCAAUCAGAACGUUGUGACAGGUUAGCACUAGUCUACUGUCUCAUGGUUUUAGUCUGUGACCAGUUGACAAAGUCUACUGUCUCAUACUUUCAGUUUGUGACAAGUAGUCAUGGUGCAUUGUCUUGUACUUUUAGUAUGUGAUUAGUUGACAUAGUCUACUGUCUCAUACUGUUAGUUUGUGACAAUUAGAUACGGUGUAUUAUCUGAAACUUUUAGUCUGUGACAUGUUAUCGGAUACGCAGAUGUUUAUUGAGGUUUCCAUUAUUCUUCUAAGAAAACUUGGGACUUAGUACUGGACAUGGUAUAUUAUUCUUUUCCUGCACUUCGAACUAUAAGUAAAGUUUAUUUUCUAUAUGUUUAAUUUGUUUUCUAACCUAAUAUUUGUAUAAUAAAAGCACCAUAUGUUGAUUUUUAUUCUUUAUAAAAAGUUUAACUAUGAAUCAAGCUAUGUGGCUAAAGAUCUGAUUUUUCUUAAAAUCUAAUUUCUGUUUUGUUUAUAUUUAUAGAAUUUUGUCUAUGGAAUUUUGUAACAUUACGGUGAUAAGUGUUCUCUGUGUGCGUUAUGAAAUUUCAUAUCUGAUUUUGCCCUAACGUUCCUCAUCAUUAGUGCUGGACACGAAUGGAGAUGGAACUCACUUGUGACAAAAAAAAUGAGAUUUGUUUGUUUUAAGUAAACAUCUGGUUUUGGGGGGUAUUUGUAAAUAAUGUUAAGUUUGACAAUUAACUUUUUAAUUUUAUUGCUCAAUUAUUUUCAGCUAGGCAAAAUUCAAUUAAGUCAAAAUUACUUGCUACAUGGCUACAUUAUGAUUGUUCGAAAAUAAAUUAAGCUAUUUUAAGUAAGACUUAGUUUUCAUUGUUUUCUAUUCUGAUAAAUAAAUGUUCAUCAACACUUAUAUUCAGUGAUUAAAAUUAAUUAAUCGAGUUCAUCACUUGUGUGAAGUUAUAUUCUUUAUUAUUAUUUUUUUGUUUAUUUCUUUCUCAAAGUACUAACUAACAGAGGAAACAGUAUGAUGAAUUUACUGCUUAAUAAGCUUUAUAAAAGGACCUAUUUUAUAACUUUGAAACUUUUUUUAUAUCAAACAUAGCUUUGUAAAAGAUAUCAACAUAUGAAUAAGCCUUAUCUAUUGGUCUUUGACAAUAUUUUGUAAAGGUAAAAUUCGAUAUCGUCCCAUUUUCGGACGGAUCUGAAGUUCAGUUGAAACCCGAUAAGUUAUUUUUGACAGAACGAGAUAUUUAGCUUUUAUGUAAUAAUAAUUUUUUUUUUAUGUUCAAAGACUAUAAGACAGUUUCACUGUCAUAAAACAAACCGAUUUACGACUAACCCGGUAGAGGUGAUCCUCUAUUGCUUUGCUACCGUUUAGAGACGUAAUCUCCUUCGAUAGUUUAUGGUCCAACGAUUUUUUUAGUGUUUUUCAAUCGAUGCGCUAGAGAAGAAUAAAGUGUUUUUGGAAAAAAAACUUGUUUAUAAACGCGCAUUAAAUGCCUAACCAGAGACAACUCAGUACUAAUUACCUCUGCUUCUACAUUAGGACAAAACUUCGAGUGUGUGGACCAAAUGUUAUACAUACUUCAUGUUUCAAAUGCCUUAUUUAUCUUGUUAAUAAAUAAACGCCGCCGCCGACUUUUUUUAAUUAUCAUUACAGGAUCGUCAAUUUCCAUUUUAAAUUAGUAAGAAUCAGAAUUUGCCACUAGUUACGGAAAGUCUUUGAUUAUCGCGUGAAAAUUUUUCAAUGUUUACAAUAUGUUAAAAUAAUUUUUCUUUUCUUUUUUUUUCUAUGGAAAUAACAGUACUAAUAUUUAUUAUGUAUCUUUCUCUAUCUUCCUAUCAGAAAGAGAAGUAUGUUUUUUUUAUUUGCAGAGAGCAAAUGUUACUAUUCUAUGAUAGUAUAUUCUUAUGAUAAAAAGUACACUCAGAAAUAUACCUUAUAAUAAUUAUGUCAAGUACAAUAAUGUACUGCACUUCUGUAAAGUAUGGUGAGGCAAAGUUGUAACCAUACCCGAAUGAAAUUUUUAUAUAUAGAGCUAUGAAUUACUAAUGAUGAAAAGAGCAUAAAACUAUCAUAUCGGAACAAUAAGAGUAAUUCUAUUAAAAAGACUGCAAAUUUAAAAAAAAAAAUUACAGGAAAGAUUUUUUUUUUUUUUAUUGAUAUCGAUAUAAAAUAAUGUACUCUUUUUUUCUAUUAGUGAUCCAUUUGACUUUAAAAUUAUAGGUAAAACAAAUCAUCUUUAUUAACGUAAUACCAAUAAUAAUAAUGUGCCUCAAUCGAGCAGAGUUAUUUUUUGUUAUGCCAAUAUCUUAAUACAUAGAUACGUCUAGUUAAGAGUGUAAUGUUUGUUUGAUAUUUUUAUGACAAUCAUAUUUAUUUAAUGAUUAGUUAUGAAAUAAAAAUUUUAAUAAGUUUAUAUUGUAAGAUUACAAGUUGUUUUAUUUUUACAUUACCUAUAUUCCAGUAAGGCUACGUGUGCACUGAUGACUUUCUGUCGUUGCAAAUUUUGU